AUGCAGAGCGAUAACCAGAUUUCCAAUACCGUUACAGUAGGAUGCGGAUGUGGCUUUACCACAAUAAAUCUGCCCUUUUUUCCCGGCGGAUAAAAUUAAUUGAAAUCUGUUAUGAACUCCUUACACCUUUUACAGUACUAUCACUAAUCCAAUCUGAUUCCAAAACGAGAUGUCGGUUACUUUUGAUUAGUUUGCAGUAGAGGGUAAAAUGUGGGCUGAUUAAUAACAAGUUGGUGUAACGCCGAACCCCUCUUUGUUUCCAUACUGUGGUCUUUUACAGGCUACGCCUCGCAACAAGUAUUAUUGUUUAUUAAUCAGCUAUCGGUAUUGCAAUAGACAGAAAGGGACCGAGGGUCGCAAGACAACAUAAAUAAAAUCCUCAUCACGAAAUGGAAGAAUAUCCCCCCAGCCCGACAACCUUCAACCUCACUCGCCAUUUCCCCACCUCUUAAAUAUUACUAAAAAACUCACAAAGAUGUACUCAGUUCUCAUUCUCGGGCGCAACCGGCACGAUUGGCAGCAAAAUUUCUCAUCAACUUUCCCUCCAAAAAUCCAAGUUUAAACGAGCGGCAUUCCUCACUCCCCUCUCUGACGCAGGACCAAAAAAAGAAGAUCGGUAUGCAAAAGUAGGAUUGGAACGCGUGGUUGGAAGUCUAUCGGAUUCUGCCUCUUAUACGGGAUUCGAUAUCGUGAUUUCGGCAGUGGGAGAUGAUUUGUGUGCUCAGCAACAUGAAUUCAUCGAUGCGGCUUUUAAGGGUGGAGUGAAGCAUUUCGUACCAGGGGAAUGUAGGUACUCGCUGCAUGGUUGCCCUGAGCAAGAAAGAAGACUGAUUACCUGCCACAGAUGGUUCGGAUAUGGAACACCCUAAGUGUCGUGAUGAGGCUUAUUUCAAAGAUAAAGUUGCUACGAGGCGACAUCUUGAGAAGAGUAUCCAAGAAGAUCCUGAGUUGGGAUAUACAUAUGUCAUGGUUCGUAAAUUAAUCCGAGUAAUCGUGUUUUUUGAACUAACGGAUCGAAGGUUGGAUUGUUUAGCGAGUAUUUUUUCGAAUACAAUAUUUUGGGUCUAUCAGAAGACAAGAAAUCCGCGACAUUUAUUGGCGAUCCCGAAGCGAGAUUGACUACUACACUGAGUACGGAGUAUGUCUUCUUGGUUUCCCAAUUGCUCUCUCAGCACUAAAAUCACACCUCAUAGUGUAGCAAAAUUCAUCAUCGCUUCUCUUAUCCCCUCCCAUCUCCCUACCCUCGCCGGCGCUCGCGAACUCAAGGUUGAAGGGUCGACCCUCGCUAUCCGUGAGCUUUUCCACGAAGUUGAGAAGUAUACAGGGCCACUUGAUAUAAAAUACAUCAACAUCGAGGAAUCCUUUGCUAUUGUUUCAUUUAGGUAAUAAUUACCUUACUUACUAAUAGACUUUAGGUUUAAACCUUAGUCUGUUCUCGCUUAUUCUAGAACGUUCGAUCACGUGAACCGAAACAUUCUAGUAUCCCUUUCUAUUUAUAAGCACUUCUAUUCUAUUUAUAAUCUAUAGAACCUCCUAGNAAUAGACUUUAGGUUUAAACCUUAGUCUGUUCUCGCUUAUUCUAGAACGUUCGAUCACGUGAACCGAAACAUUCUAGUAUCCCUUUCUAUUUAUAAGCACUUCUAUUCUAUUUAUAAUCUAUAGAACCUCCUAGAAUCUAUCUAAGGAGUAUAUAUAGACCUUUACUGUCCUUAUAGUUAGAAAAAUCAAGUCAUUUUCACAAGUCAAAUUCUUACUCUUUUGAUUCCCGAUGUACCUAACAGUCAUCUGACCAUCCUACUUCCACUGUCUUAUAUACACUCUGUAUAUAACCGAUACCUCUUACAGCUAUUGCCGAAGAGCUGGAGAAGUUGGGCAAUGUGUUCCCGGCGAAGUUUGUAAGUGCGCAGAGGGCUUUGGGAUUUGGCGGAAGUGAGAAUGUGGGGGUUGUUAACCAUGAUUAUCCUGAGAUUACGGCUAUGAAGUGGGCUGAGACUGUAAAGAGAUAUUUGGGGGAUUAGAGGAAGACGGCUAGAAGUAGACUAGACUUCGGUGAGUAUUUGUUCUUACGGUCGAAGAGGUUUUUCUUUCGCCUUUGUGGUAUAAUCGUCAUCAUAGUUCCGGAAUAUUAGACCAGGGGAGCUUAUUAUUCUAACUCUUAGCUGAUAGAAUUUAAUAACAUAUCUGUAGAACUCUGUGAGAUUACUUAAGACGUGUUAGAAAAUAUAAACUAUAGAGGAACCAGAACGGCUAUUUACUACCAUUUUCAAUGUCUACUACAAGAGAGGUCCCAAGGUUUGUGUUUAAUGCACCUUUUUAUUUACUGUGAUGCUGCAGCUGGUGUGGCCAAGCUUAAAAACUUUACUGUCGUGGAACAACAGCUGCACAACCUUUAUAUAAACCAUCUCUGGAGAAAGUAGUUCCAGAUUCAACACUGCGGGACCAGGGCUUCUCUUCUCAAGUGUAGAAGUGUUCAAACGUGUAUUCAUUCUUUCAUAUGGUCGAUCACUCUGUUCUGGAGGUCAUGCUUCAGUUUUCAUCUACGUAUGAUAUGGUCUGGUUAGCGUGUUCAUGAGUGGAGCAAGAACAGACGCCUCAGAUGCAAUUCCUGAAAUUGAAAGGAACGGGAUUGUGGAUUCCGGGUCAAUUCAGAGUGGUAAACGACAAAGGACUGUAGAUAGCUUCCGGCCUGACAAUACUCCUCUGAGGAACCUGACGUACCAAGAAGAGCAUAUUGGAUUAGCCAAUAAAAAUAGCCCUCCGAUUUUCUCGAAGAAGCAACGACUAGUGGGAACUGAGAAGAAGUCCAAGAGAGCAUCAACAACCAGGAACUUCUGCCAUUGAUCUGGGGUUUUCUUGUUUCUUUUCUUUCCGAAAAGUACUACUGUCUGUGAGAUAGUGACAAUAAUAGGAGCCCAAUAUCUUAAACUGUCUAUAUGACCAUUUCAAAUAUAGAGGUCUUGCUAGUAUACUCGAAUAGGGGACUCUGAAGGUGGAUGGAUGAAUCUAAUAGAAAGUUCUCACCUAAAAGGUCGAAUUUCCUCAUGGUGACCGGGCGCUCUAUUCAUUCGAGUUCGUAGUCAGAGAUGUGAUUCUUUCUUCACGAACGAUGAUAAGUAAUCAGUAAGCUUCUUACAGUCGAAAAGUGUUUAAUUAACCCUAUGGCUAUUUGAACAAUCCUUUAAUAUCACUUGUUUCAGACACACCGGUCUCUUGCCACUGGUUGAAGUCGUACCCAGAACUUCGGCUUGUCCCACAUAGCGUUUAUCUUAAAAUCCCUCUCAAACACAAUUUCCUGAUUGGGCAGCUUCGCAAUGUCAAAACCCCAAAGCAAUUUGCCAAUAAAUAAUCUGGUUUCAUUCCACGCUGGAGAGGUCCCAGGACAUGCUCUUGGGCCCUGACUAAAGGGAAAGAAACUCUCUCUCGCAUCGUUUUUGAACUUUGAAUCCCAGUGCGGAUGUCCGACUGGGAGCCACCGCUUUGGCUUGUAGCUUCGAGGUUCUUGGAAGUAGCGUGGGCUACGUGUGAAUGCGAAAUGGCUGUAUUGUACAUAAACCUAUUUGGAAAAUGUUAGUUAUAAAGACAUUUUGUAAAAUCUUGUUGGGAUCUGACCCCUUUUUCUACAUAAAUUCUGUUCACAUGUGCACCCGGGCUGAUACGGGGCAGACCGGUUCCUCCGAUAACGGUCAUACGCAAAAGUCUCCAUCAAGGAAGCGUUGAGGUACUCGAGUGGGGCUAAAGCCUCUGGUGUGAUACCCUCAUAUCUAGUAAAUUCCAUUCUGAUCUCAUCAACGAGCCGUUUGUAUGUCUCCGGUGCCAACAAAGAGAACAUAAUGGUGCAUAAGACCUGACUCGAAAUCGGUUCAUAGCCCGCUACUAUCAUUUGCACAGCAAGGACUUCCAAAUGCUCUUGCUCCCUUUUGCUUGGGGUUGAAUCAGGAUCCAUAUCACCCAGAGUUUGAUCAAAGUGAUCUAAGUGUACAGUCUUGCCCUGGCGUUUGAUUCGGUUUUUGACUUCCAUGGUCGUGAUUUUUCUGCCUUUUAACUCGCUCAUUACAGCGGAGGGCGGAGCAAAGAGAAACUGAAUCGGACUCAAGAGAGGAAACUUUCGGCAGACUUGGUGAAUCUUCAAAAAGAAAUUCAUUCCCCAUAGGACUUCUAGAAAUGGGGAGCUUUUUCCUGUGGAGCAUGAGCAAUGCAAAUACUUUGGAAGAACGGCAUAUGAAUUCUCACUUUGAUUUAAUUGAUGCAUGUGUCGACUAAAGGCUAGCUCUGCUGAUAUAUGAAGAGCGAGCCAAUUUGUCCACUGGAAGGUGAAAUAUGAGUACAAGUCAAAAGAAUUACGAAUUUCAAAACUCACUUCACGUAGUUCAACCCCUCCGUCUGAACUCCCAACCUCCUUGACAAUUUGCACAAAAUGAUCGAUAUGCUUGUGCAUCGUUGGAUCUUUAGCCCUGACAGACUUCAUGUUAAAUGCGGGUGAUAUUUUCUUGACCAUAUUACGAUGCUUGACGGGAUCAGUCUCCCAAGCAAUGCCCUGAUCCCCUUGCCCAAUUUUGAUGAAGUUAGUUUUCGUGAAAUGCUCCAGGUGCUUAGUAUGUGAUCCAUAGAUGUCUGCAUCUUUUGUUAGAUAGUGAAGGAUCAAAUUUCUUCUUCGGAGGGUUUUGGUACCCGAAGCAGCGCGGGGAUCAAUGAAUACAAUCUCGUUUGGAGCGAUACGAACGACAUCACCUAUUCAUUUUCAGUGAAACAGAUUGAUUACAUAUUACUGCUUGAAAGCGAUCUUACCAUACUGCUCAAGUGCCUUUUCGACGGCCAUGGGAUAUUUUCCGGUAAUCCUAAAUUCGUGAGGAAACGAGUAUGUGGCAAUCAAAAGAAGGAGCCUACCAAUGAUACGCGUACCAUACAUUCGAAACAGCUGCAAGUUUUGGACCAGGAAGUUGGGAGACGGGAUGGAAGUAAAGAUGAUAAACACAACGGCUGGAGACAUAGAUAAUAGUCUAUCACAUUCUUAGUUGAGCCAAACAUGGAUGGGAUACAGUUGAAAUGCUCGGAAAAGGCUGGACUGACACUCGCUAGAGCCAAGCCGAUCCAGUGGGUCGUCAGAAUGCCCAUCAGCAAGGAGAGGAGAUUAUCCGCCAUUUCUUUUGUGCUAGCAUCGACUAGGAACAAACCAAGAAAUAAUUAGUGAUAAGAAGGCGAAAUCUCAAUGUUCGAUUUGAGACUUUCAUUGUGGAGAUAAUGGGAGAAAAGCAGAAUGAUGUAGGAUUGAGAUUUACCAACUGAAACCAACAAAGUACCAACAAUUACACAACCCAAGACCGUGUGAUGUCAGUGAAGGCCCCGUGAUCAACAACCCACAAAAGAAACGCGAAAGUCAGAUCUCUAGAAAUGCCCCAUUGAAUACUUUCAAGAAAAUCUAACUUAUUAUCUCGGCAUGAAAAUGCUUGUGGUUAUUAGCGUAUUGGGAGAGCAAGAGAAACUAUGUAAACAGUAUUUCUAUCUUACCGAAAUGAAUAGGAAGUAUCUUUGCAAUAUUAAAGUACCAUAUACGUUCGUAAGUCAUCC
Molecule: messenger RNA, 5565 nt
Organism: Hymenoscyphus albidus
Lineage: Eukaryota; Fungi; Ascomycota; Leotiomycetes; Helotiales; Helotiaceae
Source: the annotation of a GenBank genome assembly